GGACGUUUGAUUUUGGACGAACCUUUUCUCUGUUAGAUACACAGGGAUAGUGCUUUCGUUCUGCGAAUUCUCUGUGAUUUUUUCUGGAGAAAAUUUCUGUAUUUUCUUUUUCGAGGGUUUCGGUCUGUGGUUCUUUGAUAAUUUAUCCGAAGGCCGAAGUCUGCAUUCCGAACUUUUUUCCAUUGCGUGAUUUGGAAGGGGAGAGUUUGCGACUUCUUCCCCUUUUUCCUUGGGGUCGUUGAUUCAUUGUUCGAUUGGGGGGCUUUUGGCAUCGAGGUUUUGCUAAUCUUUGUUGCUGUUACCGCGGGAAAAGCAGGAGGAGAUUCGAUUAUCGCUGUAUAAUUGUGGAGGAUAAAUUGCCGGGUCUUUCAGGUUGGUAGCCGAAUUGUUGGAACAUUGGAUUUGAUGCUUCGAUGUGAAAUUAGGGUUUUGGCCCAAGAAUUGGGAAGGCGAAUUGGUCGUUUCGGAUGGUCCCAAGAUGAUAAUUAAGCGAACUAUGAAAAUUGAAAUGCCGAACCUGAAACGGUGUAAGCUAGAGGAGCAGGAUGCCGAGGACUAUGGGUGUGGGUUGGUUCCAAAGAAACGGAAGGUUAAUGGGUUUUAUUCCCUUGGUAUGCCGGCCGAGGCUGAAGAUUUCAGCAGCGGUUCAGGGUCGUGGUGCAGUGAAGGAUCGUAUUGGGCUAGUGAGGUUCUAUCGAAUUCAAAUUCUACGCCAUUGAAUAGUAGAACAGCAAUGGAACAAGGCUCUGAAAGGAUUCGGCCUCCUCUAUUGCGGUCGUCUCGUGGCCGCUCUCAAAUGCUUCCGUCGAGGUUCAAUGAUUCUGUUAUCGGUACAUGGAAGAAUCGGGGAAUCAAAGUGGAGGACGCAGACUCCAGCUUUGAAGAUGAUAAUAUUCUUGUCGAAGAUAGGGCGGGGGUUAGUGGAUUGGGAUUUGUGAAACAGGAAAAGGGAAAUAAUUAUGGCUCCAAGCCUAAGUAUUAUUCAUAUCCCGACAUGGAGGAGGAGGAGUCAGGAUUCAACGACUCCGGUUUAAGCAAUUUUGACCCCCGGAAGCUUACAAAUUCUUUUAGUACUACUAGAACAUCGAUCAAUGGAAAUCGUUCAUCAGCAGUUAAAACCGAGAGUUAUACGUCUGGUUUAAGUUUUGAGGGUGUGGACCAAAAGCUUGAUCGAAAUGCUGCGAAAAGGAAAGAUAUCUACAAACCGGAGGAUUUUGCUUUGGGUGACAUAGUUUGGGCAAAAUGUGGAAAGAGAUAUCCAGCUUGGCCUGCUGUAGUGAUUGAUCCUAUCUUGCAAGCUCCAAAGUCCGUUCUGAGCUGUUGUGUCCCUGGUGCAAUUUGCGUGAUGUUUUUUGGGUAUUCAAAGAAGGGAAAGCAAAGGGACUACGCAUGGGUGAAGCAGGGAAUGAUAUUCCCCUUCAUGGAGUUCAUGGACAGAUUCCAGGGGCAGACUCGGCUGUACAAGAGCAAACCGAGUGAUUUUCAGAUGGCACUGGAAGAGGCGUUGUUGGCAGAAGAUGGUUUUCUAGAUUCACAGUUGGGAGCUGAGCAGAUAACUAAUGUAGAAGCUCAUCCCAAUGGGUUUAUGGAGGCUACAAGUUUAUAUGUUGAUCCGGAUUAUGGCUUUCAAGACCAGGAUAUGAGACCUUGUGCGGGCUGUGGUCUGACUUUGCCCUGCAAAACCAUGAAGAAAAUUAAGGAUUCUAGUUCUUCAGCUCAACUUUAUUGCAAACUUUGUGCCAAGUUACGAAAAUCAAAACAAUAUUGUGGCAUUUGCAAAAAGAUUUGGCACCAUUCAGACGGUGGGAAUUGGGUGUGUUGUGACGGUUGUAAUGUUUGGAUUCAUGCUGAGUGUGCUAGAAUAUCCAGUAAACUUUUUAAGGAUCUGGAACAUACAGAUUACUAUUGUCCAGAUUGCAAAGCAAAUUUCAACUGUAAAUUUUCAGCAUCACAAACAUGCAAGCCGAUAAUCAAAUCAACAGAAAGUAGCCAAAAGCCUGUUAUGCCUGAUAAGGUAACAGUGGUGUGCAAUGGCAUGGAAGGGGAUUACAUUCCAAAGCUUCAUCUAGUUAUGUGCAAGUGUGGCUCAUGUGGGGUGCGAAAGCAGACACUCAGUGAAUGGGAAAGACAUACGGGUUGCAGAGCUAAAAAAUGGAAAUAUAGUGUGAAAGUAAAGAGUACAAUGCUUCCUCUGGAAAAAUGGAUCACAGAAAACAAUACACAAUGCGGAGUUUCUAUGCAGUUAGAUCAACAGCAGGUACUUGCCUUUCUGCAAGAGAAGUAUGAACCAGUUUAUCCGAAGUGGACUACAGAAAGAUGUGCCGUCUGUAGAUGGGUUGAAGAUUGGGAUGAUAACAAAAUUAUCAUCUGCAACAGGUGCCAAAUAGCAGUCCACCAAGAGUGCUAUGGAGCAAAGAAUGUCAAAGAUUUUACUUCUUGGGUCUGUAGAGUGUGCGAGACCCCUGAUGUUGAGAGAGAGUGUUGCCUCUGUCCUGUAAAAGGUGGAGCUCUAAAGCCAACUGAUGUUGAGAUGCUGUGGGUUCAUGUCACCUGUGCUUGGUUCCGGCCUGAAGUUGGAUUUUCAAACCAUGAGACAAUGGAACCUGCUUUUGGAAUCCUCAAAAUUCCUCCAAGUUUGUUUUUGAAGACUUGUGUUAUCUGUAAGCAAAGCCAUGGAUCUUGUGCAAGUUGUUGCAAGUGUGCUACUCAUUUUCACGUCAUGUGUGCAUCUAGGGCCGGAUACAGCAUGGAAUUGCAUUCUCUGGAGAAGAAUGGAGUUCAGAUAACGAAGAAGUUGAUAUAUUGUGCAUUUCACAGGCUUCCGACCCCAGAUUCUGUAAUGGUUAUACAUACUCCCUUGGGGGUCUUCUCUCCCAGAACUUCCCUGCAGAACCAUAAGGGAUGCUUCAGGGGAUCGAGGCUGGUAUCAUCCAAAAACGUAGAACUUCUUGAAUCUUCAGCCUCCGAGACAAAUGAAUUUGAACCACUGUCUGCUGCAAGAUGUCGUGUUUAUAGAAGGUCUUCCAAGAGGGCCGAUGAGCCAAUAAUACAUUUAGUGAGGGGACCAAGUCGUCAUUUAUUAAGUUCGAUUAUUCAAUUGAACAGCUAUAAGGACUCAGAAGAUUCAAAAGUAUUUACUUCAUUCAAGGAACGUCUUCACCAUUUGCAGAAAACUGAAAAUCAUCGAGUUUGCUUUGGAAAAUCGGGUAUACAUGGAUGGGGCCUCUUUGCUCGUACAGAUAUACAAGAAGGAGAGAUGGUUGCUGAGUACCGUGGUGAGCACGUAAGACGAAGUGUUGCGGAUAUGAGGGAGGCUAGGUAUCGUUCAGAAGGCAAAGACUGUUAUCUGUUCAAGAUCAGUGAAGAGGUGGUCAUUGAUGCGACACAUAGGGGGAAUAUAGCCCGCCUGAUAAACCACUCUUGCAUGCCUAACUGCUAUGCUAGGAUUAUGAGCAUGGGUGCCGAGGAGAGCCGGAUUGUUCUUAUUGCCAAGACUCAUGUUUCUGCUGGGGAAGAACUAACGUAUGAUUACUUGUUUGAUCCGGAUGAGCGGGAUGAACUGAAAGUUCCUUGCCUCUGUAAAGCCCCAAAUUGUAGGAAAUUUAUGAAUUAGGCUUCACAAUUUUUUGAUAUAUUGCAACUUAACCUCGCUAACCAUAGGGAAAAAAUUGUCCGAUGUCGCAUAUUUUUUUAUUUUUUUCCCCAACUUCGUAUAUUUGUAUAUCAUUUGGUUACAAAUAAAAGAAGUCCCCCCAGCCACCAGCUGGUGGCAUUUUUGUAUAUCGCCUCAUGGUUCUUAGUUAUGUUUAUGCUCUGCCAUUUAUAACUUC
This is a messenger RNA of Neltuma alba, 3830 nucleotides long. Its product is annotated as histone-lysine N-methyltransferase ATX3. Gene Ontology annotation, molecular function: protein binding. NCBI's taxonomy places the organism in Eukaryota, Viridiplantae, Streptophyta, Magnoliopsida, Fabales, Fabaceae. The record is from RefSeq and is a predicted model, not a curated record. The coding region runs from base 479 to 3613 and encodes 1044 amino acids. The transcript is spliced from 23 exons. Gene Ontology annotation, biological process: regulation of transcription by RNA polymerase II.